AUGAGCUACAAUCCACCUUAUAAUCAACAACAACCAUCCGUACUUUCAGCAUUCGGUGGCUUCUGUCCACCACCUCCUGGAGAUCAAUCAUCAAGUGGAUCUUGUCCUCCGCCCCCAUCAGUAGGUGGAUAUUGCCCUCCACCACCCUCGUCUGGUGGUUAUUGCCCACCGCCUCCAUCAGUCGGUGGCUAUUGCCCACCUCCACCAGUAGAUGGUUAUUGCCCACCACCGCCAACAGGCGGCUACUGUCCACCACCUCCAUCGGAUGACUAUUGCCCGCCACCACCAUCUCAUCAUCAUCAUCACCACCAUCAUCAUGGUCACCAUUAA
Messenger RNA from Adineta ricciae, 330 nucleotides. NCBI's taxonomy places the organism in Eukaryota, Metazoa, Rotifera, Eurotatoria, Adinetida, Adinetidae. The record is from the annotation of a GenBank genome assembly.